AUGUCAAACUUUCAAUUAAGUAAGGAAGAUUUUCAUAAAAUCUUUACCAAUCAGCAAAGAUAUAAUAACCCCACCGGUGGUGUCUAUCAAGUUUAUAACACCAGAAAAUCAGAUUCUUCUAAUGGUAACCCUAGCAGAAAGAAUUUGAUCAUGAUAUCUGAUGGAGUGUACCAUAUGAAGGCCUUAUUAAGAAACCAAGCAGCUUCAAAGUUUCAAUCUUUGGAAUUGCAGAGAGGUGACGUUAUUCGCGUUCUUGCAGCAGAGCCAGCCAUUGUUAAGGAAAAGAAGAAAUAUGUGAUAUUAAUCGAUGACUUUGAACUAGUCCAAUCUGGUGUCGAACUAGUCAACCAAUCUAGCACCUUUUUAGAUAGUUAUUUUGCAGAACAUCCUAAUGAAACUUUAAGCGAUGAUGGUUCUAACUCUAACAACCAGGCACCAUUUGUUCCAACACCACAGCAACAACCACAACAUAGUACUACCUCUUCCACUAACUUUCCAAGUUCUCAUUCCCAAAAAUCGAAAGCUAUUUUUGCUAUUGAACAGUUAUCUCCAUAUCAAAACGCGUGGACAAUUAAGGCAAGAGUCUCCUAUAAGGGUGAAAUAAAGAAAUGGCAUAAUCAGAGAGGUGAUGGUUGCCUAUUUAAUGUCAACUUUCUAGACACUUCUGGGGAAAUAAGAGCUACUGCCUUUAACGAGAAUGCUGAGAAGUUCUACGAAAUCUUACAAGAAGGUAAAGUUUACUAUGUAUCUAAGGCAAGACUACAACCCGCUAAACCACAAUUCACCAAUUUAACCCAUCCAUACGAGUUGAGUAUGGAUAGAGAAACAGUUGUAGAGGAAUGUCACGAUGAAGAUAAUGUUCCCAAAACACAUUUCAACUUCAUUAAAUUAGAUGCAGUUCAAAACCAGGAAAAUAAUACAAAUGUAGAUGUUCUCGGUAUUAUUAAAACCGUUAAUCCUCAUUUUGAACUUACAUCUAGAGCUGGUAAAAGAUUUGAUCGUCGUGACAUCUCAAUCGUCGACGAUACAGGAUUUGAAAUUUCGGUAGGGUUAUGGAACCAACAGGCCCUUGAUUUUAAUUUACCCGAAGGCUCAGUUGUUGCUAUUAAAGGUGUUCGUGUUUCAGAUUUUGGAGGUAAAUCGCUAUCAAUGGGUUUCAAUAGUACUUUGGUUUCCAAUCCAGAAAUUCCAGAAGCAUUUUCUCUAAAGGGAUGGUACGAUAACACAGGACGCACAGGUCAUUUCACAUCACUAAAGCAAGAGAAUGGCAUGGGUGCCAUAUCAGCUGAAAACUUAACGAAGUUUAUAUCGCAACGUAUUACUAUCUCAAGAGCCAUCGCAGAAAAUUUGGGAAAAAGUGAAAAGGGUGAUUAUUUCAGUGUCAAGGCGGCUAUCAGUUUCUUAAAAGUUGAUAAUUUUGCUUAUCCUGCUUGUUCUAAUGAAAACUGUAACAAGAAAGUUAUUGAACAACCAGAUGGUACAUGGAGAUGUGAGAAAUGUGAAACGAAUAACCCCGCCCCAGAAUGGAGAUAUAUGCUGACCAUAUCAAUUAUGGAUGAAACCAAUCAACUCUGGUUAACUUUGUUUAAUGAGCAAGCACAGCAAUUGUUAGAGGUCGAUGCCAAUACUUUAAUUGCGCUAAAAGACAACGAUCCUGAAGAAUUUACGAAAAGAACACAAAAUAUCCAGAUGAAUGAAUAUGAUUUUAGAAUCAGGGCUCGUGAAGAUAACUAUAACGACCAAACGAGAAUUAGAUAUACCGUUGCUAACAUCCACAAGUUAAAUUAUAAAGUGGAAGCAGAUUUCUUGGCGACCGAACUUUCUAAGGUGCUAAUGGCUUGA
Naumovozyma castellii is the source of this 1842-nucleotide messenger RNA. RefSeq names its product replication factor A subunit protein RFA1 (gene RFA1). Lineage: Eukaryota; Fungi; Ascomycota; Saccharomycetes; Saccharomycetales; Saccharomycetaceae. The coding region runs from base 1 to 1842 and encodes 613 amino acids. The transcript has a single exon. The record is from RefSeq and is a predicted model, not a curated record.